Messenger RNA from Lontra canadensis (Northern American river otter), 1898 nucleotides. Its product is annotated as caspase-12-like. Gene Ontology annotation, biological process: regulation of apoptotic process; proteolysis. The record is from RefSeq and is a predicted model, not a curated record. NCBI's taxonomy places the organism in Eukaryota, Metazoa, Chordata, Mammalia, Carnivora, Mustelidae. Gene Ontology annotation, molecular function: cysteine-type endopeptidase activity.
ACACGGACAGGAGAACUUGAAAAGCUGUAGUUUCCCAUUUAGGCAAUACCAGCACGCCAGAACACUGAGAGCAAUGGGAGAAGGCUGCUUUCAUUUUCACUACUUUCCUGCCCAGAGAGACAGAGCAGCAAUGGCUGAGAAGAGAUCGCCACAAGACCCAGUUAAAGAAAUAAAGAUGAUUGCCAGCACCAUGCUUGGUGGCUUCUUGGAAGACUUGAAGGAAAAGAAGGUACUAGAUAAACGUGACUUACAAACAAUAGGGAAAAAAGUGAACUUCAUUGUGAAUAAGACUGAAAACCUGGUUGAUGACCUCUCUGAGAAAACUCAAGUGGUAGGUCAAGUAUUUAUGGACCGUUUCGUCAAUUCCAGGAACCUGCUGAGUUUAAGUAUAUCCAGUGAUGGAGAAGGAGGGCCGAACACGCCUGGCCUCAUCAUCUGUAACAAAGAAUUUGACCAUCUUUCUGUGCGAGAAGGCUCUGAAAAUGACAUUUUGGGGAUGCAAGGCCUCCUUGAAAACCUUGGAUAUUCGGUGGUUAUAAAGGAAAAUCUCACAGCUCUGGAAAUGAUAACGGAGCUGAAGAACUUCGCUGCCCGCCAGGAGCACCAGUUCUCAGACAGCACGUUCCUGGUGUUCAUGUCCCAUGGCACCCUGGACGGGAUCUGUGGCAGGAAGCACAGAGAUGAAGAGCCAGACAUUCUUCCUGAUGACACCAUCUUCCAGAUUUUCAACAACCGUACCUGCCACGGUCUCAAGGACAAGCCCAAGGUCAUCAUCACGCAGGCCUGCCGAGGCAGAGGUGACGGGGCCGUCUGGGUGACCGACAUGGGAGAAGCACUUGCGUGGACAUGUUACCAGCCCUUGGAGCGCUACAUCUCCAGUGAUGCCAUAAAAAAGACCCACGUAGAGAAGGACUUCAUCGCUUUCAAAUCUUCAACUCCACAUAACGUAUCCUGGAGAUUGAACACAGAGGGGUCUGUCUUCAUUUCCCAACUUAUCCACUACUUGGGAGAGUACUCUUGUUGUCACCAUUUGGAGGAGAUUUUCCGAAAGGUUCAAAAUGCAUUUGAGAAACCCAAUGCAAUGAUCCAGAUGCCCACGAUUGAGAGGUUAUCCAUGACGCGAUAUUUCUACCUCUUUCCUGGGAAUUAAAAUCCAUCUGAAGCGUCUCGGGUAAACGUCUCCAAGAAGCGGACUUGGGUGCUCCCUGCUCAGAGUCUGUGCGUAUAAUCUAGAGAGAGCGGAGAGCAGGGACGGAGGGCAGCCGCCCACUAGCUACAGUCACCUCUGCAUUUUCUUAAUGGCCCUGGUAAAACUCUGCUUUCUUUUGAAAUUACUAGAAAUUGUAAGUCUAAUGGUAGCCAGCUAGAAAAUCCUUCAGUCUUCAUGUCUCUCAAGGACCUACCUAGUGAGUGGAAAAUAUUUAGUUCCAACGCAUGCGUAAAACAGCUGGCCUUGUGCGGGCAGCUGACGUGUGGCUUCCUCCCCAAGAAGUCAGGUGCGCUGAGUCUCAUUCCUCUGUUUCUGACAAGGUCCGCCUGACCACGGGGCCAGCUGAUGGCUGCUGGGUCCAUGCUGCGACCGUGAGGCUCCUGGCAGAUCCUCCCCUUGGGGGAUGAGGGGCUCAUGGCCCUUCUGUGAAGGCACACCUCAUAGUAGAGAUUAGUGCUAUUCAUGUCUUACCUCCAAUAACAUCUUUACUUAUGUUUUCUUCUUUCUAAUUUUCCCAGGAAAAUCUAGCCAUUCCAUUUUCUGUGAAUCUACUACUUUAAAAGGUUAAUGUUCGAAUGUGAAUAUUUUUCUACCAAAAUUCCCACUUGUCCACCCUGAAACAAUGCCACGUGAAAACCAUGGUCAUAGUGUUGCUGAGUUAGUGCUUAAUAAAAUUUUUUGAAAAUAA